Messenger RNA from Aspergillus aculeatus ATCC 16872, 666 nucleotides. RefSeq lists its product as uncharacterized. Bases 1 to 666 code for a protein of 221 amino acids. Gene Ontology annotation, biological process: endosomal transport. The record is from RefSeq and is a predicted model, not a curated record. Gene Ontology annotation, cellular component: BLOC-1 complex. The transcript is spliced from 2 exons. Lineage: Eukaryota; Fungi; Ascomycota; Eurotiomycetes; Eurotiales; Aspergillaceae.
AUGCCCGACCACCCCACCACCACCACCACCACCACCACACCAACCACAACCACAAACGCAACCACAACCCCCGCACCCGCACCCGCACCGGCAGCCACAGCCACACCCCCCAAUCCCCUCCUCGGCACCACCUCCCCCUCAAACACAAACACAGCAACCGAAGCCCGAACAGCCUUCACCGCCACCCUGCGGAGCACAGCCCAAGCGCACGAGACGCACCUCCGCGAGCGCGCCCGGAUCCUACACGACAACGCCGCUGCCCUCGAGCGCCAGGAGCACGCGCUGGCGGGGUCGACGGCCGCGCUGGCGAAGCAGAACGCCCAGCUGGCCAAGACGGCGGACGCGGCGCGCGACGCUCUGAAAGAAAUCGGGGACGUGCAGAAUUGGGCGGAGGUGAUUGAGCGCGAGUUGCUGGUGGUGGAGGAGACGUUGCGGUUGGUUGAGGGUUCUCAUUUGGGGGAGGGGGAGGGGGAUGAUUCUGGGGAUGAGGGGGAUGCUCGGUUUCCUGGGCUGGGGGAUGUUGGGGGUAUUGGGGCUGGGAAGGGGAAUGGGAAGGUGAGGAGGGAUGAGCGGGGGGGAAUUCGGGAGGAGGAGGGUGGAGGUGAUGAUGCCGAUGACAGCGGAAGUCCUGGGAAGGGGAGGGGUGGGUGGUUUCGGUGGUGGUGA